AUGGCCUGGAACGCGGCGGAAAUCCGUGAAUGGGCCACAAGCGAGUGCCUUUCCAGGCGCAUAGCGGCGAAGGCUGAGGAGCUUGAAGACUUGGGUGGUCUAAAGGCCAUCACUGACAGCUGGCUGUGUGCGAAUGGAGUGACUUUGCUGCCAGCACGCUCGCGCGCCCUGACGGCGGCGAAGGCGGCACUCCAUCCAAAGAAGAAGGCCUUCAGGCUUGGCCGAAGGGGUAUCAUGUUUCUCGAAGCCCCAGAUGCGGAAGUUUUCCAGCGCCGCCGACCCGGCCGGCAGUGCCGGCAGCCUGAGACAGAUAGUCAGGUAUUGGAACGCCGGCGACCACACCGGCGGGUGCACCGCAACAAGAAGGAGUCUCGCCCUUUGAAUGUGCUCCCUCAGCGGAUUGAGGAGGAGGAGACAGACGCGGAGCUGGGGACGGGGACUUCCGAGAGACCCACUGAGCCAGCAAGUAACAAAAAGCCAUGUUUCACGAGCACUUCUGGCAGUGCUACACCACCUGUUCCGUCUUCGGAGACGUCUUUCUGGUGGACCUUGCUCUGCCGGACAUUCCAAGUCUUCACCCCCGAAAUGGCGGUGCAAGGGCCACUGCUGAACAUGCCCGCAUAG
Symbiodinium sp. CCMP2592 is the source of this 624-nucleotide messenger RNA. The record is from the annotation of a GenBank genome assembly. Lineage: Eukaryota; Dinophyceae; Suessiales; Symbiodiniaceae.